Molecule: messenger RNA, 6281 nt
Organism: Pomacea canaliculata
Lineage: Eukaryota; Metazoa; Mollusca; Gastropoda; Architaenioglossa; Ampullariidae
Product: kinesin-like protein KIF3A
Exons: 19
Coding region: 173-2293 (706 amino acids)
Biological process (GO): microtubule-based movement
Molecular function (GO): microtubule binding; microtubule motor activity; ATP binding
Source: RefSeq, a predicted model, not a curated record
CCUAUAUGUUUGUGCGGGUCUGUAACAUGCCAUAACCCAUAGCAUGACGGACAUGUAGAGCGUUAUGUUGACAUAGACUCUAACUGCUUAUGUGGGCAGAAGAGCAAAUGGGCCUUUGAAUUUUUUUUUUCAGUGACUCUUUCGCCGGUGCUACCAAACAAGAAAAUACACCAUGCCGGAAAACAAAAGUAUGAAAGAGACGGACAAUGUCCGUGUUGCUGUCCGUUGCCGACCUUUAAAUGACAAGGAGGGUACACAGGGAUGCAAGGAAGUGGUAAAGGUGGACCAGAUGAGAGGUACUCUUACAGUCAACAACCCAAAUGGUACAUCAGGGGAACCUCCAAAGACAUUCACAUUUGACAUUGUUUAUGGGUCAGACUGCAAGCAGCUUGAUGUUUACAAUGAAAUUGCCAGGCCUGUGGUAGACUGCGUCCUUGAAGGAUACAAUGGCACAAUUUUUGCCUAUGGUCAAACAGGCACAGGUAAAACAUUUACCAUGGAGGGGAUCCGAUCCAUUCCAGAAAAGCGAGGUAUCAUCCCAAACUCAUUUGCCCAUGUAUUUGGCCACAUUGCAAAAGCUGAAGAAGAUAUAAGAUUUCUUGUGCGAGUUUCCUAUUUAGAGAUUUACAAUGAAGAAGUACGGGACCUUCUGGGCAAAGAUCAGACGCAGCAUCUAGAGGUCAAAGAGAGACCGGAUGUUGGUGUCUAUGUUAAAGAUCUAUCAGCAUUUGUUGUAAACAAUGCUGAUGAUAUGGAUCGCAUAAUGACAUUGGGAAAUAAGAAUAGGUCUGUAGGGGCAACAAACAUGAACCUUCACAGCUCAAGAUCUCAUGCUAUAUUUACUCUGACCAUAGAGUGUAGCGAAAAAGGAGCAGAUGGACAACAACAUGUCCGCGUUGGCAAGCUGCAUCUUGUUGAUUUGGCAGGUUCUGAACGGCAAGCCAAGACAGGCGCAACAGGUCAGAGGCUGAAGGAGGCAACCAAGAUCAACCUGUCUCUCUCUACAUUGGGCAAUGUAAUCUCCUCUUUGGUGGAUGGCAAAAGCACGCACAUUCCUUAUCGUAAUUCCAAACUGACACGACUUUUGCAGGAUUCAUUAGGUGGAAAUUCCAAAACCUGCAUGAUAGCCAACGUCGGACCAGCUGACUACAACUAUGAUGAGACCAUUAGCACACUGCGCUAUGCCAACCGUGCUAAGAACAUAAAGAACAAAGCUAAGAUUAAUGAAGACCCUAAGGAUGCCCUUCUGCGACAAUUUCAGAAGGAAAUUGAGGAUCUUCGUAAGCAGCUUGAGGAGGGUGUUACUGAUGAAGAAGGAGGGAGUGAAGAAGAAAGUGGUUCAGAGGAAGAAGUGGUUGGAGAAGAUGGUGUGAGAAGAAAAGUGAAAAAAAAGAGAGGGAGUGACACAGAAGGAGAAGGUAAAAAAAAGAUCUCCAAAGAAAAGAUGGUUGAGAUUCAGGCUAAGAUUGAUGCUGAUCGGAAGGCACUAGAAUCAAAGAAGGACAUGGCAGAGGAGGAACGUAACAAGGUCAAAGCUGACCUUGAUAAAAAGGAGAGCGAACUCAGAAAAUUCAAAGAGGAGCAAGAGCAGCUAGAACACAAGCUUGCUGCAAUUCAGCGCAAAAUUAUUGUAGGUGGAGAAAACCUCCUAGAAAAGGCAGAGGAGCAAGAACGGAUGCUACAGGAAAGUGCAAAAGAACUAGAAGAGAGGAAGAAGAAAGAGGAGCUUUUACGCAAGCAACUUCAGGAAAAGGAGCAAGAAAGACUUGACAUUGAAGAGAAAUACUCCAGUCUGCAAGAGGAAGUUGCUGGCAAGACCAAGAAGCUUAAGAAAGUAUGGACCAUGUAUAUGCAGGCUAAGUCAGAGAUGGCAGACAUGCAGCAGGAGCAUCAGAGGGAGAUGGAAGGGCUGCUUGAAAAUGUUCGGCAGCUAAGUCGUGAGCUAAAACUACAAAUGCUGGUUAUUGACAACUUCAUUCCACCAGAGUACCAGGAAAUGAUAGAGCAGCAUGUUCACUGGAAUGAAGAUAUUGGGGAAUGGCAGCUGCGAUGUGUGGCGUACACUGGCAACAACAUGCGUAAACAGUCCCCACAGCCUGAGAAAGAUAAAGACAAGAAUGAUGCAGUAGACCUUUCCCACGUAUACCUGGCCUACACAGCAGAAGGGGCAGAGGAAGCUCUUAGACCCAAGACAUCCAAAUCUUCCAAGUCUGGCCGACCUAAAACUGCUUCGAGGCCUAAGAGCUCCAAAAAGAAAAGCAAGAACAAUGACUUGGAUUCACUGCUUCAGUGACUUCUGGCUUCAGCACUGGCCCUCUGUAUCUUUAAAUCCCUUGCUAUCUGGCACCAGAUGCAUGAAUUCUUCAAUUCUCACUGACUACCUGAGACAUGGUAUAGGCAGACAUUUAGCUUGCUCUAGGAAUCCAUCAGGUUGUAGUGGGAAUCAGAAGCACAGGGAAGUGCUCGUUUACAAGACAGUGUUGGAUGCUGAGAAUGUCUGGUUUGCAUUGCAAUGUUGGCUGUUUGCAGAUGCUAAAUUUGUGAAACAUCUCCUGGGCUUUCUCUCUUGGAAUGCAUUGAUUUAUCCAUUCCUUUAUUCAUGGUAAUUUCAAGUUGCACACAUGCUUUUGGAAAUUAAUGUUACAAAAAGUUAUACUGUCAUAUAUUUAUUAGUUAGAUAUUCCACUGGAUGGAAGUCAAUAUGGAACUAACUGGUCACAUGUAUUAAACUAAUCUUGACUAGGCUGCCAGCGCAUUGUGUCUCAUUUUGCCAUGCAUUCAUGCCCAUUACCAUUUUAAAUCUAGGAGCGUGUAUAUGUAUGUAACAAAAAUCUCACUGAUGCUUGUGUCAUGCAGGCCUACUCUUAAUUUGUCAAGAGAUACUGAAAAUGGAAGAGAAUAUAUUUGAUGGUAAUACAUCAGCAAAUAAAAUAUUGUUCAAGAUCUGAAGACACAUAUCUCACUUUGCUGCUAACAUGCUACUAUACAAUUCCUUUUUAUUAACUCUUAUUCAGCAAAACUAAUAGUUUAAAUUUUUUAAAUGUUUGUUGAUAACAACAUUUUACUAAGAGUCGUGAUCAACAGUUUAAAACAAUAAACAUUGAUAAAUUAAAUAAUGAUGAUAAUAAGAUGGGUAAAUACAAGAUAUUCCAACAGGCUGAAUUUGUUAAAUAAGCUACAUACUGUAACAAAUCAAUAUUAACUGAAGUAAAAACACCUUACACCUUUUUCUUUCCUGUUCUCUUCUACCCUCCUUCUCAAACAUUCACAUAUGCAUACACACACUGUUUCAGUGUUUGUUAUACCUUAAAAGUUGCAAAAGCUAAAGAAGUUUUGCCUAUGAAAAUUCUGCAUGUGCUGGCACAGCAAAGCAUCGAAGUGCAUUUCUGUGUAGAUGUGCAAGUGUGUGUGAUAUUCGACGCUUGCCUGUUUUGAAUGUGAUUGUAAACCCUGCUCCUUUCUGCCCCAAGUUGCUCAUGACAGCAGUUGGUCAGCUUACAGCAGCACCACAUUCUCAAAUAAGUGCUUUGCUUUGAAAUAAAAUUUGUUGAGCAACAGCACUACUACAUGGUUAUUAUAUAUAUAAAGAAAAUUAUUACAGCUGUGAUUACAAUCUUAUUUUCUGAAAUUGUACAUUAUAGUGAAAAAAAUACAACACUGUAUUGAGUGUUUAUAUACAUUUGUUCUUUAUCCUCCAUGAUCAAAUAGGUGUUCUCGAGGUAUGUGAAAAAAAAAAAACAACUCAAGCCUUUUUGACUGUGGAUGAAUGAUUUAAAAAAAAAAAUUGGAGCAUUAUGCCAUAGCUCAUCUAAUAAGAGGGUUUAGUUGUACCUCAAAGGUUGCGCUAAUUUAUUAUCGAAGGUAAUUUAAGUUUUGUGCUUAACAUAGUUGUGAUAUGCAAAAAUCUCCAUUUAUUAUAAAGCAGAUCCAUUUUUUAAAAUAGUCACUUUCUUUGUUAGCUUAUCUUUUUGUGGAUUAAAUCCACAAGAAGAAGAAGAGCAAAAUAGUCAAUGGACUGAUUUGCUAAGACAGUUCUUAUAACUGAAAGUCAUCUUCUAGUUAGGCAACCUAAUCAGUGCAAAGUAUCUAAGAUUGCAGGAAGUCAUCUGUUUCACUUCAUACUCAUAAGUUUUAGAAUGACAACACCAUUUCAAAAUGUUCUACUGCUGCCCUGCCUAUAAAACAGAAGGUAUUUAAUUGUAUAAUGCUGUGAACUUGCUAUUUUAUUAGAAAAGACAACUCCACAAUUCAGCUGAUUGUAUGACUUAGCUCCCUUAGACUACUAGAUGGAUAAGGCCACUAUCAAUGUACUUUAAUUUCCUCUGAUCAUUGUUGAUAAUAGAUUCAGAAGUCGAUUUUAAACAAUUCUGGUAUUACAAAAUCAAACUUAGUAUUUGAAUGUCUAUUUACAGCUCACAUUUUAAUCUUCUGCGAGGUUUUAAUAGUUACCAUCUGCUUUGUUUUUCUGUCCAGAUUAUUGAUAACUGUUAAUAAUUAUCCCUUUUUUUUAAAAAAAAAAAAUGAGCAUUUUUUUAUGCUGUAUUUUGAUUUGUUAUUUUUCUUUUGACAUACAACCAUGGUUUUUAGAGUUGUUAAGAGAAUUUAUUAGCUACGAUAAAAAUUAUUACGCAUAUUUUGCAUUUUUUGUGUUUUGAAGACUAAAAACCCACCCAAAAACUGAGUUGUGAAAGGCUUUGACAGCAUGGCAUUUGUAUGUAAUGCCACAUUAUUCAUUUAAUGUAUGUGAACAGGAUGUCAUUUGGAUUGUGAUUGUGAUACCUGCAUUUGUCAUCAACUGUAAAUUUUCAUUUGGUGUUGCAAUCUCAGAUUGCUCUUUACUCCCUUAUAAGUCAUCACCUUUUACACCUAUAUGAUUCUCUCCCUCUUAUUUUCAAAGUAGCAAUUGGUGUAGAGAAAAGUAAGCACACAUGAGACAGAUGUUAAUGUUCAGAGCUGGAGAUUUUUUUUUUAAGAAGCUGCUGACAGCAAAGUUAAAAAAUUAAAAUUUAAAGCUGUAAAUCAAAAUCUCAUUUAGUUGUCAGCUGUACAGUUUCAAAAUUGUUGUGUACUGCACCUUAAUACCUGUUAAAGCUGUGGGACAUAGCUUCUGGGCUUAUGUAUAUUUGUUGGUGUCUGUUGGUGAACCAAUAAAUCAGACAAUUACUUCCUAAUUGUAGCCUGUUUGGUGCAUAAUAAAAGGUUGAGUCUGUAAAAUAUGUCUGUAUCAAGUAAUAUCAAAAAAAAAUGGAUAGCAUGAUGAUGCACAGACAGAAAUAUGACAAUUUUGUUAGUCUGAAUAAAAAUGAAGAAACACCCCUGGCAAGCGAAUCAUUGGUGUGCAUUGAGUGUCCGUUUUUUGUGCACAAUUCUUGUGACCAAGAGGAUGAAAAAAGAAUUAUUAAUUAUUGAGUACUAUUUAUAUUUAUAAAUACAACUUUAUUUAUCCACAAGGACAAUUUAACUGUUAUGUGAAUAUAGAAAUGAGAGCUGGGGUGGUGUGUGUGUUUGCACAUGAUGCAUUGAUUGUACACAUUGUCUUGUACAUGUGAAUGAGUUGGAUAUCUAAGUUUGUGCAUGUGCAUGUAGAAUGUCUUAAUGGUGGCAUUCUUUCAUCUGCCUACAGGUGAAUCUCAUUUUGAUCUUUUUUAUAUGAUGAUAAUUUGAGGUUAAGUUACCAGUUGUGGAGUUUGAGAGUUGUGUUCAGUUAUUGAUAUAUAUUUAGAAGCUGACUGGAAGGUAAAAGUUCUCUAAACAGUUACCAAAAAAGUUUUAUAUAGCAAGAUUUAAUACAAAUGUGUAACUGGCACCAUUUUGUGCUUGCACUGAAAACGUUCACAAAAUUUUGUAUAUGAAGGUAAGACAUUCUUUGUAGACUGCGUAUUUAAAGCAUAUUAAUUUGUAUCAUUUUCUGUUGAACAUAUGCAGAAUGCAUUAUAAGUGUAAUACUCAGCAGUAUUUGAAAUAACCUAAGUACUUAUAGUAAAUGGUACUGAAUUUUGGACAGAAAUCCAUCCGCUAUUGUAGCUGAUUGAGAAUGUUACAGCCCACCUGCAUUUGUCCAGCAUUGCAACUAGUGUUAUGGGGUGAAUAGAAAGAAGAAAUUGCUUACAUUCCUGUGAUUUUGGAGUAUUAUGCCGUCCAUUUUUAAGUUUACUUAUUUGGUUUCAGAUUAUUUAAUGGUGUGCAUGGUUUUUUUUUAAUUUAUUUUUGUAGGUAGGUGUACAUAUUUUAUUCCAAUUUUUUGUCACCUUUUGAAAAGGAUUAAAUCAAUUUUUUUCCAG